AUGUCCGAUCCACCCCAGGACCUGCUGGACGGUAUCUCCGGCGCACUAGCAUCAGAAGGCGACGUCCUGCAAAUGAUCCUAGUCACCUUCAUCGGGCUAUCAUGCUACAACGUCGCCGAACUAGUCGUCCUCGUCCCAUCAACAUUCCGCCGCUGGCGCGGCCUCUAUUUCUGGUCCCUCCUCGCAUCAGGCUGUAUAGGCGUCGUCCCGUACUCGAUCGGCUUCUUGAUGAAGUUUUUUACCCGCGCCGACUCUGUCUUGUCGGUUACCGUGUUGACGGUGGGGUGGUGGACGAUGGUGACGGGUCAAUCGAUCGUGUUGUACUCGCGUCUGCAUCUGGUGUUAAGGGAUGAGAAGAUACUGAGACGGGUUCUGUGGUUGAUUGUGGCCAAUUUCUUUCUUUUGCAUAUUCCCACGACGGUUUUGACGUAUGGGGCGAAUAUUGUGCAUACCGGUGAUAGGGCCUGGAUCAAGGGGUAUAAUAUCAUGGAGAAGAUUCAACUUACGGGCUUUACCAUUCAGGAAUCUCUGCUGGGCACGUUGUAUGUUAUCGAGGCUGUGAAAUUGCUUCGUCUGGGUGCCGAUGUUACGGCUAGACCGGAUGCAAGGUCGAUUAUGUAUCAGCUCAUUGGGAUCAAUUGUGCUAUUAUCGCGAUGGAUUUAUUGUUGCUGGGCCUUGAGUAUGCAAAUUUUUAUGCCGUGCAGAUUACGCUCAAGGGGUUUGUUUACUCGCUCAAGUUGAAGUUGGAGUUUGCUGUGUUGGGACGAUUGGUCGAUCUUAUUCAGGGUUCGCGGCAUCCUAUUUCUAUUUCUAUGGCGGAUACGUUGCCGCUUUGUUCGUUUCAGCGUCCGCCGGAGACGCCGGAUCGGAGUGAUGAUUUGCCUUGUACGCCCGAGUCGAAGGAGGUUUUGUCUACGCCGGAUGGGGCGAGGGUUGUGGAGGGGAGGGUUUUUGUGGAGGUUGGACCGGGGAUUCAUGGUGGAUGA
This is a messenger RNA of Penicillium cataractarum, 987 nucleotides long. RefSeq lists its product as uncharacterized. Lineage: Eukaryota; Fungi; Ascomycota; Eurotiomycetes; Eurotiales; Aspergillaceae. The transcript has a single exon. The record is from RefSeq and is a predicted model, not a curated record. Bases 1 to 987 code for a protein of 328 amino acids.